This is a messenger RNA of Chenopodium quinoa (quinoa), 1413 nucleotides long. Its product is annotated as ribosome production factor 1-like. Gene Ontology annotation, biological process: maturation of 5.8S rRNA; maturation of LSU-rRNA. The record is from RefSeq and is a predicted model, not a curated record. Bases 183 to 1241 code for a protein of 352 amino acids. NCBI's taxonomy places the organism in Eukaryota, Viridiplantae, Streptophyta, Magnoliopsida, Caryophyllales, Amaranthaceae. The transcript has 11 exons. Gene Ontology annotation, molecular function: rRNA primary transcript binding. Gene Ontology annotation, cellular component: nucleolus; preribosome, large subunit precursor.
AAAAAAGGAAAGGCCCAACCGAAGAAAUAAGACAGCGGCCCAUUACAUUAAAACCAAAAAAUCUCCAACUAUCAGCUUCCACUCUUCCCCGAGUCAAACUAAACCCUAGCUAACACCUCUCCUUCCGACCUCCGUUUUCCGACUGCCAUACCUUAAACCCUCCAGAAUUCUAGAGAGAGAAAAUGGCAGGGAACAAGAGAGAGAAAGAAGCUUCCAACAAUGGCGGCGAAACCAACGGAGAAGUUGCUAAACCUUCAACUUCUACCUUCAAGAAGGAACAACUUCUACCUUCCAUGAUUAAGAACAAAGCCAAAAGAUCUGAAAUUCACGCUAAGAUUAAACACGAGAAGAAGCUUGAUAAGCGUAAGAAGACCAAAGCUCGUGAUGCUGCUGAUAAACGCGCUCUUGAACUCGGUGAAGAGCUUCCUCCAAGGCCUAUUCCUCGUACGAUUGAGAAUACUAGGGAAGCUGAUGAGACUGUUUGCAAGCCUGAUGAUGAAGAGUUGUUUGCGGAAUUGGAUACUGAUGAAUUUAGUGCGGUUUUGAAAGGGCAGCGUGCUCAGAAUGUUAUGAUCACUACAUGCCGUUUCAACUCCACUAGAGGACCUGAGUUUAUCAAAGAAUUAGUUCAAGUGAUCCCAAAUUCCUCUUACCAUAAGAGAGGAACCUACGACUUGAAGAAGAUUGUGACUUAUGCAACUAAAAAGGAUUUCACUACUUUGAUUGUUGUCCAUACAAAUAGAAGAGAACCAGAUGCUCUCUUAAUCAUCGGCUUACCUGAUGGACCAACUGCACAUUUCAAGCUUUCGAAACUUAAAUUACGAAAAGAGAUUAAGAAUCAUGGUAAUCCGACCAGUCAUUGGCCUGAGCUAAUGCUAAAUAACUUCACAACAAGGCUUGGGUGUCGUGUUGGAAGAAUGUUACAAUCUCUCUUCCCCCAAAAACCAGAAUUUCGCGGUCGUCGGGUUGUUACCUUUCACUGUCAGCGGGAUUAUAUAUUCUUUCGCCACCAUAGGUAUGUAUUUGAAUCCAAAGAUCCAAAGAAAGUAGACUCCAAAAAGGAUCCUACUGCCGAGAAGAAGGCUUCAGAUUAUGUCAAGCCCCGUCUGCAGGAAUGUGGCCCUCGGUUUGUAUUGAAAUUGAGAAGCCUGCAGCAUGGCACAUUUGAUACUCAAGGCGGGGAAUUUGAAUGGACUCAUAAGCCGGAGAUGGACACCAGUCGGAGGAGAUUUUUCUUGUGAUUUGCCCAUUGAUUUGUGUGUCCAAAGUUUGGCUCAUAGGGUAAUUGUAAAGCCUCAAAUUUUGCUAAGUUUGCCAAUGUAUUUCAAUUUUCUAAUUAUACCUUCAUGAAUGAUAUCCUGUCAAUGAAAAAUAUGCUAUUGAUGAAAUGACAAUGAAUUUUGUUUGUUUAAA